GCCUCAUUUUUUCAGUUCUCUACACUCUCUUGAAAAGCCAAGCAAGAGGAUAAGAGCACAGCAAAAAAUGUCCACGCAUACGUUCGUCGGCACCGUGUUUGAAACUCCAGACCGGCACACCUUGAAUCACAUCCCGGAUGCCCUCAUCGUUGUGCAGAACGGCACCAUCCAGCAGCUGAUUGAUCCCACGAAAGACGCGACUGGCUAUGCAAGUGCUCUACAAGCCGCUGAGGCAGCCGGCACGCUCACGCGGCUGAAGAAGGGCCAGUACUUCAUUCCCGGUUUGAUUGACCUGCACGUGCACGCACCUCAGUGGCCACAGCUAGGAAUGGCGCUGGACAAGCCGUUGGAGGAGUGGCUCCAGCAUUACACUUUCCCGUUAGAGGCGAAAUACAAGGAUAUCGAAUUUGCGGAGAAGUCAUACAGCUCACUGGUGUCGACUCUACUGGCGAAUGGCACCACAACCGUUGCGUACUUUGCGUCCAUCCAUCUCGAGGCAAGUGUGCUUCUUGCGCGAAUUUGUCUUGAUAAGGGCCAGCGUGCGGUCGUCGGCCGCGUCACAAUGGACGCGACGGACCAGUGCCCAGCGUACUACUGCGACCCCUCCCCACAAGAAGCGCUUCGUCUUUCUGAGUCAUUUGUACAGCAGGUUCGCGCGUUGCCCGGCAACACCAAGGAACUGGUGCUUCCUGCUGUCAUUCCGCGUUUCAUUCCAAGCUGUACGGACGAGUCUCUUCGUGGGCUGGGCGAGAUUGCGAAGAAGUACGGAUGUCACGUUCAAACGCACUGCUCAGAGAGCGACUGGGAGCACAACUACGUGAUUGAUCGCUUCAAGAAGCACGACGCGUUUGCCUUGGAUGACUUUGGCCUCGUCACCCGCCGAACCAUCCUGGCGCAUUCAAACCACCUGUCUCACGAGGACAUGGAGCUCAUCAAGGAACGGGGGGCGGCUGUGGGACACUGCCCGCUUUCGAACGCGUACUUUGCCGGCGCCAUCUUUCCUCUCCGCAAGGCGCUGGACAUGGAUAUGCACGUGGGAAUGGGAACAGACAUAUCUGGUGGACCGACUGCCUCGGUGUUUGAGGUGUGCCGCUACUCCCUGAUGUGUGCUCGUGUACUGGAAAGCGGCACCGAUGCUUCUCUUGUGGCGGCGCGGCGCAGCCAGCGAAGUGGUUCGCACGUGAGCAGCCUCGAGGCGUUUUUCGUCGCCACGGCCAACGGUGGCAUUUCGCUCGACCUCAAGAUCGGCCGUAUUGCUCCUGGCUACUUUUUCGAUGUGUUGGUGAUUGACACAACGAUUCCCAACAGCAGCCUCAUGAUCUUUGAGGACCUCGAAACUCCAGAGGAAGUCUUUGAAAAGAUCGUCUACAGCGCCGCACCGCACAACAUUACUCACACGUAUGUUAGCGGACGCCUCGUCUCGCAGCGAUAA
Leptomonas pyrrhocoris is the source of this 1432-nucleotide messenger RNA. Its product is annotated as putative guanine deaminase. Gene Ontology annotation, molecular function: zinc ion binding; guanine deaminase activity. Gene Ontology annotation, cellular component: cytosol. The transcript has a single exon. Bases 68 to 1432 code for a protein of 454 amino acids. The record is from RefSeq and is a predicted model, not a curated record. Gene Ontology annotation, biological process: guanine catabolic process. NCBI's taxonomy places the organism in Eukaryota, Euglenozoa, Kinetoplastea, Trypanosomatida, Trypanosomatidae.